Molecule: messenger RNA, 2290 nt
Organism: Strigops habroptila (Kakapo)
Lineage: Eukaryota; Metazoa; Chordata; Aves; Psittaciformes; Psittacidae
Gene: EIF2A
Product: eukaryotic translation initiation factor 2A
Exons: 14
Coding region: 85-1860 (591 amino acids)
Biological process (GO): translational initiation
Cellular component (GO): cytosolic small ribosomal subunit
Molecular function (GO): translation initiation factor activity; ribosome binding; tRNA binding
Source: RefSeq, a predicted model, not a curated record
CCCCGCGCGACGUGGACGUCUCUGGGGCGGCCGCGCCGCUGCUCACCCGGAAGCGGAAGCCGAAGCCAAACCCACCGCGCCAAGAUGGCGCCCCCUGCGCCGCUGCUGGCAGUGAGAGGAUCAGAAGGGCUUUAUAUGGUGAAUGGGCCACCUAGUUUCACAGAGAGCACAACCUUUCAAAGGGACUCUGGAAAAAAUUGCAAAGCUGUUGCUUUUAGCAAGGACGGUUCCCUCUUCGGCUGGUGCAAUGGAGAAAAAGUAAAUGUUGUUAAUGUCACCAGUGCUGAGUUACUGUGUUCCUUUGAUCUUCCAAAGGCAGUUUGCCUGCAAUUCUCACCAAAGAACAAUGUUCUGGCAACGUGGCAGGCCUAUACAACUGCUAAAGAUGGCACAGCAGGAGUGCCCAACCUACAACUUCAUGAUGUGAAAACUGGAAAGUGUUUAAAAUCUUUCAUCCAGAAAAAGAUGCAGAACUGGUGUCCUUGCUGGGCAGAUGAUGAAAGCAUUUGUGCCAGGAAUGUAAACAAUGAAGUUCACUUCUUUGAAAACAACAACUUCAACACUAUUGCAAAUAAACUGCAUUUGCAAAAGGUUAACGAUUUCACGUUAUCCCCAGGAGCGCAGCCAACCAAGGUUGCAGUAUACGUUCCAGGCAGUAAAGGUGCACCAUCAUUCGUUAGACUGUACCAGUACCCCAACUUUGGUGGCCCACAGUCUGCACUGGCCAAUAAGAGCUUCUUUAAAGCUGACAAGGUGACAAUGCUAUGGAACAAAAAAGCCACUGCUGUGCUAGUAAUAGCUAGUACAGAAGUUGAUAAAACAGGUGCUUCAUACUAUGGGGAGCAAACUCUGCACUACAUUGCAACAAAUGGAGAGAGUGCGGUUGUGCAAUUGCCAAAAAAUGGUCCUAUUUAUGAUGUUGUUUGGAACCCCAAUUCUGUUGAGUUUUGUGCUGUGUAUGGUUUUAUGCCUGCCAAAGCAACAGUUUUUAAUCUGAAAUGUGACCCUGUGUUUGAUUUUGGAACCGGUCCUCGCAAUGCUGCCUACUACAGCCCCCAUGGACACAUCCUAGUGCUAGCAGGAUUUGGGAAUCUCAGGGGACAGAUGGAAGUGUGGGACGUUAAAAACUACAAACUCAUUUCCAAACCAGUAGCCUCGGAUUCCACGUACUUUGCUUGGUGUCCUGACGGGGAACAUAUUGUAACAGCGACAUGUGCUCCCAGGCUGCGCGUCAGUAAUGGGUACAAGAUAUGGCACUACACUGGCUCUCUAUUACACAACUACGAAGUUCCAUCAAAUGAAGAAAUGUGGCAAGUUUCCUGGCAGCCCUUCUUGGAUGGGGUGUUCCCAGCGAAAGCAGUAAAAUACCAGGCGGUUCCUAGCGAAUUGCCCAGUGCUGAGCCAAAGCCUGCCCAAGCGUACAGGCCUCCAGCCCUGAGAAACAAACCUGUAACAAGUUCCAAGCUCCAUGAGGAUGAGCCACCUCAGAACAUGAAACCACAGUCAGGAAGCAGCGAUAAGCCACUCUCUAAAACAGCUCUCAAAAAUCAAAGGAAACAUGAAGCCAAGAAAGCUGCUAAACAGUCUAUUUGUCUACAGGAGGCCAAAGCUGAUGCAAACCACGAUUCUACACAGUCCUCAGCAUCACAGAAUGCACCACGGAGUGUUGUGCCUGCCGUUACAUCAGGAGAUCCUGAAGUUGACAAGAAGAUAAAGAAUUUAAAAAAGAAACUAAAGGCAAUUGAGCAGCUGAAAGAACAAGCAGCUGCUGGCAAACAGCUAGAGAAGAAUCAGUUGGAGAAGAUUCAGAAAGAAACUGCUCUCCUUCAGGAACUGGAAGACCUAGAACUGGGCCUUUAAAACUUCAUGGAAAUUCAGUGAGGUGUUAACAUGAUGUUCAUGCAAAAUUUAACUUGUAUUAACUUGAACGCAUAAAAUGUUUCAGUAAAUGACUGAGGAUGCAAAAGUCCACAGAUUUGUUGCACACUUGCCUUUUACAAAGCUUUCCUAAAGAUUUGUGCACAGGUGAAACUGUACAUGAGUAACAAAUACCGUAUCAGCCAGUUCUGCUGUUGUUCAAACCAGAAACAUGAUUAUGUUCUCAAAGCCUAAAAAACCUAGAAGCAGCCUGUUAGUUUCUUUUCCUUGUCUGGGUGUGAGGAGAGAAAGUGAUGAGAGGUUUACCCAUUUGAUAGCUUUAUUAUAUUUAAAAAGAUGUGAUCUUUAUGCAAUAAUGGGAUGUAGAUAAAAAUAAAGAGCAUUUAAUAAUAAAAGUACGUAUGUUUUGCUA